UUUAAUUUUAAUUUUUUUACUCAUUUUUAAUAAAAAGUUUCACAAGUCUUUUCCUCAACUAGCAAUGCAAUGAAGAAAAUAUAGUUGGGAAAAUUUUGAUAGAGUGGUUCAUGGGCCAAUAGCAUCACAAGAAAGGGUCAGUGGUUCUACAGAUACAUAGGCUUAAUGUGUCGUGUAAAACCAACAAAAGUGACUUCCCAUCCACAACCCUAAACCAACCGCACUUUCUUAUGCUCUCUUCAUUUUCCUUUCUUCUCUAGCUCCUUAUAUAUCUUCUCUCGCACUUCUUUUUGGCGUGCUUGAAGACAAACAAUUUGCCGCCUUCAUAUAUAGCUAGCUAGUAAUUAACAUAACUUCCACCGAUUAUCCAUGGACGAUUCAGGAGCUGCUUCUGUUGAUGAUGUAAAGACUUGUCCUAGAGGACACUGGAGGCCUGCUGAGGAUGAAAAACUCAGGCAACUUGUUGAACAGUAUGGUGCACAAAACUGGAACUCUAUUGCAGAAAAGCUCCAAGGAAGAUCAGGGAAGAGCUGCAGAUUGAGGUGGUUUAAUCAACUUGACCCUAGAAUCAACAGAAGGCCAUUUACAGAAGAAGAAGAAGAAAGGCUCCUUGCUGCUCACCGUAUUCAUGGAAACAAAUGGGCACUAAUAGCUAGACUAUUUCCCGGUAGAACCGAUAAUGCAGUGAAGAAUCAUUGGCAUGUUAUAAUGGCUAGAAAACAAAGAGAACAAUCCAAGCUAUGUGGGAAGAGAAGUUUUCAAGACGGUUUUAGCGACUCUAAACUAAGUUCUACUGAUUUUACUCCAAGGAAAUUAGCAAGAUGUCAAGAGGCUUUUAGCUCAAGAAUUGGGUUUGGAGAAAGUAGGUUUUUUGAAUUUCAAGACCCCUGUAAAGAUAGGAUUUUCUCAGUCUCAUCCUCAUCAACUACUUCUUCACCAUCUUGGACUUUUGCUUCUUCAACAAUCAUGGCUUCAAACUAUUCAUCUUUAGCCGAAUUAUCAAGAAGAUCAUAUGGAAAAGAUUAUUUAUUGGCUUCUGGUUCCAGUUAUUACUCCAUGGACAGCUCAAAAUUUUUAGAUCAAUCUCUCUAUAAACAUCAUUCAAAUGCUUCAGCAUAUUGUAGCGGCUUCAGAAAUUCCAGUACAUUUGGUAUCCCAAACUACAGGAGGGUUGUUCCGAGUCCUUUUGGCUACCUUAAACUUGGUGAUAGUUAUGAAAGUAAUAAUGGUGUGAUGAAAGAGUUGAUGAGCUUUACUGAUAAUGCACCCAAGUUUGCAAAUAUUAGAGUGAGUAAUUCCCAGCAGGAGCAAGAGGAUGAAUCCAUCAAAGGGAAGGAUGUUCCUUUCAUAGAUUUUCUUGGUGUUGGUAUUUCUUCUUGAUCAUAAAAAACCAUCUUAUUUAACUAUUUUUCCUACUAUACAUAACAGUUUUAGCUUUGGUUUUCCAAUGCAUCAUUAAUUUUUAGCAUACAUGUUGAUAACAUGCAAAAAUUAAGCAGAAAAAUAUGCUUAAUUGAUUAGCCUUUUAGCAGUUAGAAAAAAAAAAUCUUUCAAUACACAAUAUUGUUUAGUAAGGAAUGGGCAAGUUUUCAGAUAAUUCAGUGAGUUUAUGAGUUUUUAAUUUGUAGGACAUGA
Molecule: messenger RNA, 1635 nt
Organism: Durio zibethinus
Lineage: Eukaryota; Viridiplantae; Streptophyta; Magnoliopsida; Malvales; Malvaceae
Biological process (GO): regulation of DNA-templated transcription
Cellular component (GO): nucleus
Molecular function (GO): RNA polymerase II cis-regulatory region sequence-specific DNA binding; DNA-binding transcription factor activity, RNA polymerase II-specific
Source: RefSeq, a predicted model, not a curated record